UGCAGCCCCGCCGGCAUGGGGGGCAGCGAGAGCAGCCCCGGCGGCAGGAAGGUGUCCUUCGGGCUGGAUGAGCGGGAGCAAGUGCGGGUGCUGCAGGGCAUCAGGCUCACUGAAGAUGUAGUGAACCGAAUGAAAGAAUCUCUUCAAAGUAAAAGGCACCACCAGAGACCACCUCUUUCUUCCAAUGGCACAGCUCCGUCUUCAUCAGCUGCAGAAGGGGAACCCAAGCCUCCUACAGGGAUCCAGCCACCCACAGCAAGUGACUCUAGUCAGAAGUCUUCCCCUGCAGAGCAGGAACUGUACAGGAGGUAUGAGAGAGAGCAGGCAUUGGUCCAAGAGGAGCUGCUCCGGCUGGCCAAAAGAGAAAGGGAAGCAGCCAGCGAGGCCUUGAAUACUGCCCUUCAUCGGGAAAGGAACAAUGCUAAUGAAGAGAGGCAGAGAGCGGCCCAGUUGCCUGCAGAUUUGGACGCCUGGGCCAUAGAGCUGCAAGGCAGGGAGGCAGAGUUGAAGCGGCAAGAGGCCUUCUACAAAGAGCAGUUGGCCCGCAUUGAGAGGAAGAAUGCAGAGAUCUACAAGCUGACAUCUGAGCAGUACCAGGAGGCAGCCACCAAGGCAGAGGAGUGGAUAAAGAGGAGGAAUACUGAUCCUGUCUGUGCAAGCUUGCAGUCUGAAAUUCUGAAGUGCUACCAAGAAAACAAACAUGAAGUGCUCAAAUGCUCGGAGCUGGCUAAGAAAUAUCAGCGCUGCGUUAGUGCAGCUCAGAAGCAGGUUUGGAUCUGACUGGUGAUUGGACACAACUGAUGAUUGGAUCCACCAGCCAGGAGCUGUUAGUUAAUUCUGGAUAAAUAUCAGCGACCAUAGAGCAGAGGACAGGGACCACAGAUGCCCUUGGAAGCCCCAGCAUCCUUCUGGAUAGACAGUGACCAAAACUGGUGCCUUCUGCCCUUUGCUGUCCAAGACGAUGAUAUUGAUUCCUCUUCUAAUUGCCUGCAUGUAUCACUGUCGGUGGAUGUUCCUGGAGUUGGGAGAAGGGUCCCGGGAGAGGGGGAUGUUAUUGUUUCCUAUUUUAUUUUGUUCCAAUGCAAAGAAUUGUAUUGACCCCAGGUGCUUCCAGCACAGCUUGUAGCUUGGAGGCUUGCCCAACACAAGCCUGGUUCACCCUGUGCUGGCUUUCGUUUCACCAGUUCACAUCUGAUUUUCAGGAGCUGUUAUCUUUGUACGUUUGCUCUGGAGACAGGGGUUUGAAGUAUUUGAAAGUUACCCUGACCAGCUUGUUAGGAUUAACAAUAUGCUGCCAUUGGUUACACCAGUGGGUGUGUUUCUUCCCUUCUAAGGUUUCCUCCUAAACAAUAAAGUGUUUAAUGGUCACUGUGUGCUGUGAAAUACU
Messenger RNA from Cuculus canorus (common cuckoo), 1387 nucleotides. It is a transcript of the gene CHCHD6, whose product is annotated as coiled-coil-helix-coiled-coil-helix domain containing 6. NCBI's taxonomy places the organism in Eukaryota, Metazoa, Chordata, Aves, Cuculiformes, Cuculidae. The transcript has 10 exons. Gene Ontology annotation, cellular component: MICOS complex; mitochondrion. The record is from RefSeq and is a predicted model, not a curated record. Gene Ontology annotation, biological process: cristae formation; DNA damage response. The coding region runs from base 16 to 780 and encodes 254 amino acids.